CCCGGGGGGGCAGGAAACGCGUCGCUGCAGUUACACAAAGCAGGAAGGAGGGGGGGGGAAGUUUGGGGGAGCCCCCUGUCCUUACUCCCCCCAAAUCCACCCUGUCCACCCCCCCACCCCCAGAUCCAUUUCCCGCUUGGAAAACAGCCCCCCCCUUCCCAAAACAACAAACCCCCAACAAUUCGGGCGAUUCCCACAAUUGCCCCCCGCUCAAAACCGGGCGGCUCGGGGGCGUCCGUGCCGGGACCCGCCCUUUUUUCUCCUUAGGGGUUCCCCCCGCCCAAAUUCCUGUCUUUCCAAGGUUUCCCCCCCGCUUCUCCCAGCGUUUUUUCCCCGCUUUUUUCCCAGUGGCGCAUCCGGCGGGGAAUGGGAUGACGGGACUUUCCUGUUCCCGGCCCCGCGCCCGCCUCGCGACCGGGGAGCGCCCCCGCCACGACCCCCUCGGACCCCCGAGCCCGACGGGACCCUCGGAGCCACCCCCAGGCCCCUCCGGAACCCCCCCGGCCCCUCCCGCGCCGCGGAGCCUCCGAGGUUUUUGGGGCUGAGUCUGGAGCAUCUGCGGGACCCCCCACGACCCACAAAGAGCAGCCCCCCGGGAGCCCCCAUGGAGCAGGACGAGCCAGACGUGGUGGAACUGCAGGACUCGGACGAGGGGGACGUGGUUCGGAGGGUCUUCAUUGCUGACGAUGGCAUCGUGAGCGACGGCGAGGCCGAGGUGCUGCCGCACGAGAUCAUCCGCACGGUGAUCCCGCACAGCCCCCUGCGCCCCCCACCGCCCCGCGGGACCCCCGGCCCAGCCCCGGGCGGCUCUGAGGAGGGCGGGGGACGCCGGGGUGGCGGCCGCCAGCGCCCCUUCAUCUGCAACGAGUGCGGCAAGAGCUUCAGCCACUGGUCCAAGCUGCUGCGGCACCAGCGUACGCACACGGGCGAGCGGCCCAGCACCUGCGGCGAGUGCGGCAAGAGCUUCUCGCAGAACUCGCACCUGGUGCAGCACCGCCGCACCCACACCGGGGAGAAGCCGUACAGGUGCGGCCACUGCGGCAAGAGCUUCUCCUGGAGCUCCAACCUCAUCCAGCACCAGCGCAUCCACACCGGGGAGCGUCCGUACGGCUGCGCCGAGUGCGGCAAGAGCUUUACGCAGAGCAAGAACCUCAUCAAGCACCAGCGCACCCACGCCGGGCCGGGGGCGGCGCGGCCGCGGCGCUGCGCCCACUCCGCGAGUGCCUCGAGGGCGCUGAAGGGGCCGCGGGCGGGGGGCGAGGGCGAGGGGCCCGCCGGGGGUGAGAGCGGCUGCGGGCAGGAGCCGCUGAUCUGCGUCGAGUGCGGGGAGAGCUUCGCCCGGAGCGCCGCGCUCAGGAGGCACCGCCGGGGGCACCGCCCGCUCUUCGUGCCCUGAGGGGACAAUGUGGGUACAAUGGCACCGAGAUGUGGGACACUGCCCGCUCUUUGUGCCCUGAGGGGACACCAAGGUGGGGACACAAGGACAGUUGGACAAUGCUCUGGCAGCUGUUGCUGUCCUGCGGGGACACACAGACAGUGAGCUACCCUGGUGGGGGACGCAGGGACUGUACCACAGACAGGGGACACGGUGCCACCAUGCCAGAGGACACAGGGAGUGUUUCGUGGGCAGGAUGUGGUGACAGAGCUGGGGUCACAAGAGUUGUGCCACAGGUGAUGGGGUGUGGUGACACCGAGCUGGGAGACAGUAGAGGGCACCUGGUCCGGGACAAGACACUGUGACUCCAAGACGGACAGGACAGAGUGGAGUGACACAGAGCUGAUGGCCCUAAGCUCACCCCAUGCCCUGGGUCACCCUCGGUGCCCCUCACUGUCCCCCGUCGGUGCCACAUCCCAGAGCUGUAAAUAGGGGAAGGGGGGAGGGACACGAGGGGCGGGAGGUGACACCAGGAUGCCCCUGUGGGG
This is a messenger RNA of Poecile atricapillus (Black-capped chickadee), 1923 nucleotides long. Its product is annotated as zinc finger protein 787-like. Gene Ontology annotation, biological process: regulation of transcription by RNA polymerase II. Lineage: Eukaryota; Metazoa; Chordata; Aves; Passeriformes; Paridae. Gene Ontology annotation, molecular function: DNA-binding transcription factor activity, RNA polymerase II-specific; RNA polymerase II cis-regulatory region sequence-specific DNA binding. Bases 605 to 1396 code for a protein of 263 amino acids. The transcript has 4 exons. The record is from RefSeq and is a predicted model, not a curated record.